AUGCCAUUGAAAUUUCAAGAAGAACAAUCAAAAACACGUAAACGUGGAUUAAAUGACACAUCACAAUUUCGAACUAUAGCCGAUUAUAAUAAAGAUCAAAGUGACUGUAACCGCGACGUUAGUUCUUCAAUAGGUAAAGAUAGAAUAACCUCAUCGUCUGAGGCGGAACUUUCAAAUUACUGCUCCAAAUCUUGCGUUAUUUACGAUGAAACAUGUUGCGAUAAGUGCAUCAAAAGACCAUUCAUUCUUUUCAUACUUCCAAUAAGUGUACUUAUAAUAAGUAUGGUCUUGUUUCCGGAUACUACUAUUGUAUAG
Molecule: messenger RNA, 315 nt
Organism: Funneliformis mosseae
Lineage: Eukaryota; Fungi; Glomeromycota; Glomeromycetes; Glomerales; Glomeraceae
Source: the annotation of a GenBank genome assembly